UUAAUAGAUACUAAAAUUCCUAAUGUCAGGUUGGUAAAUUAGUAAAUCUUGAUUUAUUUAUUUAAAUCUGUGAAACUGUAUGUGUUUGUAACAUUAUUGUCUUUCAAUAUGAGAAUAAGUGCUUUGGUAAGUUAAUCUGCUUGGAUGGAACAUAGUUCGCUGCUGUAUGAGAGAACAGACCUGACUUCUGAAUUUUACUCCACUCUUAAUGUUUUACUUCAGGGGUCUGACACACAGAAUUGAUACGGUGAAACCUCAACUAGGAAUUUGUCACUGCUAAUUGUCUUAAGAAAAUCUGUCUCCUUGGUGGAGGUGAGGGCCAGUGGGAGGCUGUGCUAAUAAGAAUAGGAAAAAUAUAUAGGGAGGGGAGAUUCUAAAUUCUGGGUUGUCCUUAAUGCCAUUGGGCUGGAUCUCAGUACAGAGAAGAAUCUUUGUCUACUUCUAACUCUCCAAAGACUAAAAAAAUUUCCUAAUUAUUUCAUCCAUUUACCUAUUCUUAUGAAUUUGAAAGUAUCAUCUUGUGUCAUCUUGUGACACUGCUUUCUAGUAGAGAUAGUACCUGUGUUAAUCUGAAGCUAGGAAGAAGAUAGAGCAGGGCAGUAUGUUAGAGACCUACCUAACUAAGGGUAUAAACCAGUGGUUUUCAACCAGGGUGUCCCAAGCUCCUUAGAAUGAUGCCUUGGUGCCUGGCCCCUGUGAAAAGAGGUAAGCACUGGCUCACCCCUAUGCUGGGCACCCUGUGCCUGCCCCAGUAUCUAAGCAGCGCUCCCUGUGGCCCCUACCAUCAGCUCUGGGAGCAUAGGAGGUAUGGGAAAUGAGCUGAGCUGAUAAGCGCUCAGUCUUCACCCCCUGGCAGCCCCCACAUGAACCACUGCCAUGCUGUGAGUGGCACGUUCUGCCACAGGGCCAUGCCCCUGCUCCUCUUAAGCUCCCAGAGUAGAUGAGAGGAGCUGUGGGGAAUGGUGGUUCCAGGCACUACCACCUAAGUCCAUAUGGGAGCAGCUGCAGCUCUGAUUGGCCAAAGGGCCCCAGUGGCUCUGCCCUUCGCUGCUGAUUGGCUGCAAGGGCUGCCUGUCAUGCAUCCCUGCCCCUUGCUGCCGAUUGGAGAGGGGAAGAGCCACAUGACAGGGAGCCCUUACAGUCAAUCAGGUUGCAGGCGGCAGACAUCUUGCCCACAGCCCUUUGAGUGGCCACUUCCUCCCCUUAACAUCUUCCUUGCCCCGCUGAACCGGUGGCUGCCUCUAAGGAGCCAGCAUUUUCUUUUCCUUGAGUUUUUUUUUUUCUUUUUGCAGAUUUCAUGAACAUUGCCUGGAUUUUGCAGAAUCUACUAUAGCUGUGAAAUCACAAAUUUGGUAGGCCCCUGUGAUGAGGUUAACGAAGCCCACUUUAUUCACCAAUGUUCCAGUGACUUGUGAAGAAAGAGACUUGCCAGGAGAUCUAUUUAAUCAGCUCAUGAAAGAGGACCCUUCUACUGUAAAGGGAGCAGAAACUUUAAUGCUAGGAGAAAUGUUGACUUUGCCUCAGAAUUUUGGGUUGUAUUGUAUGCGAGAAAAUACAGUACCUUCCUUUCCUUCUCUAUCUUGCAGUAUAAGAAAUAUAUUUUUGGGAGAGACAUUUUCCAGUUAUAUCAGCGUACAUAAUGAUAGUAACCAAGUUGUCAAGGACAUACUGGUAAAGGCUGAUCUUCAGACAAGUUCUCAGCGUCUAAACCUUUCAGCUUCCAGCGCGGCAGUGGCAGAACUUAAACCUGAUUGUUGUAUUGAUGAUGUUAUUCACCAUGAAGUAAAGGAAAUAGGAACACACAUCUUAGUGUGUGCCGUAAGUUACACAACCCAGGCAGGAGAGAAGAUGUACUUCAGAAAAUUCUUCAAAUUUCAGGUUCUCAAACCAUUAGAUGUGAAAACAAAGUUCUACAAUGCUGAGAGUGACCUCAGUUCUGUGACAGAUGAAGUAUUUCUGGAAGCUCAAAUUCAGAAUAUUACAACCUCUCCAAUGUUUAUGGAGAAGGUUUCAUUAGAGCCAUCUAUUAUGUACAAUGUAGCAGAACUAAAUACUGUCAACAAAGCUGGGGAAAGCAUGUCUACAUUUGGCUCAAGGACUUACUUACAGCCUAUGGAUACUCGUCAAUAUUUAUAUUGCCUAAAACCCAAGCAAGAAUUUGCAGAAAAAGCUGGAGUGAUUAAAGGUGUUACAGUAAUUGGCAAACUAGAUAUUGUGUGGAAAACAAACCUAGGGGAACGAGGAAGGUUGCAGACCAGUCAGCUCCAAAGAAUGGCCCCAGGUUACGGUGAUGUCAGGCUUUCCUUGGAGACAAUACCAGACACUGUAAAUCUAGAGGAACCUUUUGAUAUUACAUGUAAAAUAACAAAUUGCAGCAGUGAAAGGACUAUGGAUCUGAUACUGGAAAUGUGCAAUACUAAUUCCAUCCACUGGUGUGGAGUUUCAGGAAGGCAACUUGGAAAGCUACAUCCCAGUUCAUCCCUCCAUCUUGCACUUACACUAUUGUCUUCAGUGCAGGGACUACAAAGUGUUUCUGGCUUAAGACUGACAGAUACGUUUUUGAAGAGAACAUACGAGUAUGAUGAUAUUGCACAAGUCUGUGUAGUUUCUUCAGAAGUAAAAGAAGAAAGCUGAAGAAAAAUCCUGUAAUACUUCUGCUCUGGUUUUAGACCAACUUCCUACAUCUUACAGCUAAAUGGCAGGCAGCCAAAUGUUAAAAAAAAAAAAGAACUGUACCUAUCCAUAAACAAUGCAAGCAUGUUUAUUUAACUUUCUUCUCCAAGCAUUUUUGGAAUAUUUUAAAAUAUGUUUUAAACAGAUAAUUAUAUAUAUAUUUUAUCUAUUAUUUGACAAUAAAGCCUUUAA
Alligator sinensis (Chinese alligator) is the source of this 2865-nucleotide messenger RNA. RefSeq names its product trafficking protein particle complex 13 (gene TRAPPC13). The record is from RefSeq and is a predicted model, not a curated record. The transcript is spliced from 14 exons. Gene Ontology annotation, cellular component: TRAPPIII protein complex. Lineage: Eukaryota; Metazoa; Chordata; Crocodylia; Alligatoridae. The coding region runs from base 1366 to 2634 and encodes 422 amino acids.